This is a messenger RNA of Rotaria sordida, 684 nucleotides long. The record is from the annotation of a GenBank genome assembly. Lineage: Eukaryota; Metazoa; Rotifera; Eurotatoria; Philodinida; Philodinidae.
AUGGAUGAACUUAAUUUACAUCCAUGUAUGACACCAAUGGUUUGUUUAUUAAAACAUAUGGAAACAAAUGGAAUUAUACCAAUAAAUGAUCAUAUAUCUGAUAUGUCACCAUGGAUGAUAUGUAUGUAUAAAAAAUUUAGUAAUCCACUUAUAUCAUUUAAUAUAAAAUUAUUUCUUAUGCGUCUUAUUAUAGAUACACAUACAAUAUUUAAACCAUAUGCACGUUAUUGGUUAACACCAAUAAUUCAUAUAUGUAAUCAAAUGUUUGAAAAUUCUUCAGAAGGUUUAAAUACAUUUAUAAUUGAUACAAUUGUUAUAUUAUUAUCAUGGCAUAAACAAGCUAUACCAAUUGAACUUGAUUCAAUAGCUAUACAACGUUUUAUUGAAUAUUUAUUUUCAAAUUGUUCACAUCGUAAUGUUAUUGUUAUGAAAUCAAAUUUAGAUUUAAUUAAAAAAUUAAUUGAAUGUUGGAAAGAACGUAUACAUGCACCAACAUUAAUUCUCUAUAAAUUAAUAUCUGAACCAGAUUUAAAAUCAAAACAAAAUGCAAUUAGUCUUUCAUUAAUUGAAAUAUUAUUAGCUAAUGAUAUUUUACCAUAUUAUGCACCACCAACACCAACAGGAAAUCUUCCAUCUGUAACAACAAAUUCAAUAUUAACAACUAUAACAAAAGGAUUUAACUGA